CCGCGGGAGCCAGUCGUCUGCGCUGGGCUCGGGGGCUGCCGACAUGCCUCUGGCCAGAGAUUUGCUACACUCCUCCUUGGAGGAGGAAAAGAAGCAGCAUAAAAAGAAACGGCUGGUGGGCCCGGCACGGUGGCGCAAGUGUCUAAACUCUUCCGUUAUGGAUGUAAAAUGUCCAGGUUGCUACAAGAUCACCACGGUGUUCAGCCAUGCCCAUUCAGUAGUUCUCUGUGUGGGCUGCUCCACUGUGCUAUGCCAGGCCAGGGGAGGGAAGGGCCGGCUCACAGAAGGCUGUUCCUUUAGAAGAAUGCAGCACUAGUGACCUAUGCAAAUUCCUGGAUUUGUGUUUUCUCACGGAAAGGCUUAUCAUAAGAUCAGAUAUUCUGGUGAAUCUACUAAGAUGAUGUAAUUUUGUUUGACUUUAUAAGGUAUUCAAGUUAUCCCCUAUUUUGAUGUCAAUUUUUCAAUAAAGUUUUGAUUAUGGGCAAAAAAA
This is a messenger RNA of Ochotona curzoniae (black-lipped pika), 490 nucleotides long. Its product is annotated as 40S ribosomal protein S27-like. Gene Ontology annotation, cellular component: cytosolic small ribosomal subunit; ribosome. The coding region runs from base 44 to 316 and encodes 90 amino acids. NCBI's taxonomy places the organism in Eukaryota, Metazoa, Chordata, Mammalia, Lagomorpha, Ochotonidae. The record is from RefSeq and is a predicted model, not a curated record. The transcript is spliced from 2 exons. Gene Ontology annotation, molecular function: RNA binding; structural constituent of ribosome. Gene Ontology annotation, biological process: translation; ribosomal small subunit assembly.